Linum tenue is the source of this 6350-nucleotide messenger RNA. The record is from the annotation of a GenBank genome assembly. NCBI's taxonomy places the organism in Eukaryota, Viridiplantae, Streptophyta, Magnoliopsida, Malpighiales, Linaceae.
GUUGGUAAACAAUUCUCUUGUUUCGGUCUCAUUACUCUUUUACUGAUUUCAGUUAUGUUAUAUUGGUAAAUUUAAUUCAGAAUAUAGAAAAAAGAAAUUCUUAAACACCUUCCCACUGUUAUUCCGAACAAUUAAUUGACCACGGUAAUUAACGAGGAAAAAUAACAAGAAAUAAAAACGAGACCAAAAAUAGGAAGAUAACAAGCAAAGAGCAGGAAUAAAAUGGGGGGUAAAUGAGCUAACCAACGCCGACCUCCCCAAGAUGCGUACUUCCUUAUCCUCCACCGCAACCUCCCGGCCAAAACCUGCCUGUAUCGUGCGCACCCACUCGCUCUUUGAAAAGGUUCAAAAGUCUUUGGCCGGUCAAAUAGAAAUGGAGCUGCUCUUGUCCCAUUUCUGUUUCUUCGCCUUCUUCGUCCUUCUCGCUGCGGCGGCGCCGCCGCACACGAUCGUGAACUGUAGCCCGCAAAUGUUCGUCAAGCACGUGAAUCCACCUGCUCCCUUACCGUCCUUCCCCUGCCUCACUACACUCCUUUUACCCCCGCCCGGUCCGCUGACCAUGCUGCUCCCGCCGCCGCUGCUGCUCGCCGGAUCGCUCCCGACCACACUCCCGGCGGCGUACACCGGGGGGAAAUCCGUCCGCCACCGUUCCAACUUCGAUUGCAGCCCCUCCAUGCUGCUGCUCUCCAUGCUCCACGAGCCCACGACGUCCGAACCCUCCUCCUCCCAUUUGUAAUUCAAGUUCCGGAUCUUCGCCACCGUCGCCGCAGCCACCUCCGACGCCGACGGGCCCAGCUCCGAGUCUGUAAUCGGCGGACGGCCCGGCUUCUUGACCGCCAUCGGGUUCGAGAAUCCGUCCGACGAGCUUGUAUCUGACCCGUGAAGGAAUUUCGCGCCCGGUGGUAAGGGGAUCUGAUUCGAUUUGCAAUCCUUCUUCUUCUGAGCCAAACCGGCGACAUCCGAUUGACUCCCUCGGGAAUCGGGGGAACGGGUUUUGUUGAAUUUAGUACCAUUCCGGUAACUCUCCAGCCCGGUCAACAUCGAUCCGGCUCUGGAUCUUCCGUUCACCAUGGAACCCCCUCCUCCGCCGCCGCCGAUUCGAUCCGCCCCCGUCUUCUUCCCCUUCCCCGUCGGCGGCAGAUCUAGCAUAGAGCUGGAAUCGCUCUUGGUCCGCCUCAAUUCGGGUGUGGGGAUCCAAGGGAGCAAGAAUUGCUUCUUGUUAGGGAUUGCCGAAUACAUGCUGCUGCUUCCCCCAUCGCUGCUGCUGCUCUCGUCCCCUUUCUUCUCGCCCAUCAGAUCUCGGUACCCGACGGCGGAGGAUCCGCAAUAGAGCGGCAUGCUCCGCAUCGAGCUGUCCAGCACGGCGACGCCGACAUUGAGGAGGCCCUGCGGGCGACCCGACGGGCGGCGGACCUGGAGCGCGAGGAACCGGUUCCCCUGGCGGAGGACCUUGUUGGGCCGGGUUUGCUGCUGCUGCCGGGGAGGGGCGACGCUGCCGACGAGCACCCGGACGGUGCCGACGAGGACGUCGCGGAACCAGUGGACGGCGUAGAUGUCGAUCGUGACCGCGGAGGUGUCGCUGUAGAGGAAUUCCUCGUCGACCCGGAAAACGAACUUGUCGUUCCAUGUGGGUCGGUUGUGACCCAGCGAGUCGACCCGGGUGGACAGCUUGCGGUUCGGGUGGAUCCAAGCGACCGCGUAGGUCUUCAUCUUGCGGGACACCUGGUGGAGUUCCUGACCCGACAUGAUGGUCAGCUCCAGGAGCUGGAACGGGUUCAAGAUCCGUGACAUGGUUGCGACGGCGGCGGCGGCGGAGAUGUGGUGGCUUACUUACUUAAUUAAUUAAUUAAGCGAUUGGACGUGGAGAAUGGACGCCCUGCUCUCGCCGUCCGAUGAGAGGACGACGAGGGAAGGGGGCCGGUGGCAUGAAUUGUGGGAGUCAGGUGAAAUGGGAAUGGGGAGGCAUUUGAUGAACAUUCUGAUGGUUGCCAUGGCAGAACAUUUUUUUUCUUUCUAUUUCUGGCGCGAAUUUCUUAAGACCGCUCCUUUUUUAGAGAAGCCAAAAUUGCGGGGGAAACAGAAAGUCAAAGGUGGUCAACCGGAAUGAAUUCUUUUCUCGGAUUCCUGCUGGGCUUCGGGCCCAAAAAGAUUUCCGAAUCGGGUCAGAGUUAAAGCCCGACCCGCUGGCCUGCUCUCAUCUCGCAACGGAUAAGGCAUUAUUUUUUUCCCCCACUUCUUCUUCAAUUGAUCAAGUUCCACAAAGCAUGGGUUCCAAAAUUCUUCCUCAAGCGCUGCUUACGAUUCCGAUAAAUCACGCCGCCGCUCAAUCCCCGCCGGCAAGGAGACUGGGGUUUACUUGCUCAACUAAUCGCGCCGCCAUUCCCUCCUCCGCUUGCUGUUCGAUUUCCCGCAUUUCCGGUUCUGGGGUAUCUCCGAACUCGUUGGCUCUUACUGAACUUGUCGCCGCAUUCACCAGACACAGAGUUGUCGCCAGGGCAGAGGCGGAAGGAAGUAGCGGUGAACUUGCAGGAGACGGAGGAGCAGAGCUUGCGGUAGCUGGUGAGGAUGUUGAAGGAGAAGAAGGAGCUUCGGUGGAGGGUGAAGAAGUUGAGAAAACACCAUGGCAGCCAAGAGUCAGGCUUGGGGAUGUUAUGGGGAUAUUGAACAAGCGAGCAGUUGAAGCAUCAGAGCUGGAAAGGCCGAUUCCAGAUAUCAGAACUGGUGAUAUAGUUGAAAUCAAAUUGGAAGUCCCAGAAAAUAGGCGUAGGCUCUCCAUUUACAAAGGCAUUGUUAUGUCGAGGCAAAAUGCUGGCAUCCACACUACAAUUCGCAUCCGGAGGAUCAUUGCCGGCAUAGGUGUUGAGAUUGUCUUCCCCCUGUACUCACCAAACAUCAAGGAGAUCAAAGUAGUUUCUCACAGAAAGGUGAGAAGGGCAAGGCUGUAUUACCUGAGAGACAAGCUUCCUCGGCUUUCCACCUUCAAAUGAAGACCAUCACCAGAUGAAUAUGCCUUUCUGCAGUUAUAUUGUUUUGGGUUCUUUAAUCCCUCCUCCAAUGCUUUGAAUCCCGGCCUCCCCCGGUUUGUUUGUAAGAAUUGAGUUGCCCUUUUCUCCAUUUCUUUCUUUUAUCAAAGGAAACCUUUUGCUUGUAAAGUCUGGUUGAUCUGUCAGUCAAUCGACCUCACUGUAUUCAGAAAGCAAAGAUCAUAUUCCUGAUAGCAGUUUCUGUAUUAGACGAGGCCCGGUUUUUUGUUACCCUGUUGCCCUUCUCCUGUAAUGUCUUGGAAUUUGGUCUCCAUUAACUGGAGCGAACUAAGUUCUGGAAGAAAGAACUAAACAUUAACUCUCAUCUCUCUGAAUCGAAAGCAAGCAGCGACGUUCCAAGCUGACGGACUUGCUGAUCAAGCUUGUGAUUUUCCAACCUGGGCCUCACCGUACGUAACUUGAAGCCUACUCUAGCCCAGCCGUUGCAUAAUCCCUUCUUUUCCUUCCUAACAGAGACAGCCAGUCAUUGUCAGAGAGUCGACACUAAUCGGUCUAUGGCUGCUUAACAGAUGUAGCCAUGCAGAAGAUUACACGUAUGAUGAAGGAGGUAAUGUAAUGGCGAAUCAGGUGGCCAUGCCAAUAUAAUACAAUACAGUGGACGUCCAUAAAAGAUAAGAAGACUCUUAUCCUUUAACACAGUUGGUAAUGGUGAGCUAUCUGUCGUCCAAUUCCAUCAAAACACAGAUCCGACCCCAUCAAUGAUGCUCUUAUUUCAAGAACCAAGCUAAUCUAAGCCAUAAGGUGCGAAAAAGGGAGGUUCAAUCAAUAUGCUUCUGAGGACGUCGUCAAGCCCAGGAAUAAAAGGAGCAAUCUUUACUGUCCUUUCAGAAAGCCCAGUAAGAGACUUCCGCAAUCCCACUAGUAAUAGCGAUAGCAAUAGCAAUUCCAGCGGCAGGCAUCACCACCACCACAAAAACGCGCCAUCUCACCUCAGCUUCCCGCCUUUCUCCCCUACUUCUUCAUCCUCCUCCAGCGGGAAAUCAUCUCCAUCGGGGCCGAAUCGAGAAGCUGGGAACGUUGGGUUUCGAAGGGCUUUGUCUGACAGUAACAUUGACAGAUUUGCAGCAGCUUCGUUUCCUUCUUGUGAAUCCAACCUACACCAACACUCUCCAACUCCAAGGCGGUAUCCACCCAGAAAGAGGAUGCUCCACUCAGCUCCUUCCUUCUCCGUCUUCACCACUACCGAUGAAGAAGUGGGCGAGGAAGAACAGAAAGAUGGGGUUUUGAUGAGGACCGUGACCAUUGGGGAGAGUAUUGAGAGUGGGGAUUUUAGCUUUGGGAAGGGGAAGGAAAAUGGCAUGGGCUUGAUUGAGGAAGUGGAGGAGAAGGAGACUGGAGAAGAAGAUGAUGAUGGAGAUCAAAGUAAAAGUUUGACCUUCAAUAAACGUGUGGUGAUUCCUCCGAGUCUGAGUUUUGUCGAAGAUGAGAACCAACCUGCUAGCCCUCCCAUGUAUCUUGCUACUGGACUUGGGUUCGACAGUGCUCUAGAUUUCCAAGCUGCUUCGUCUUUGCUUGAUGAGGGUGGUGAUUUGGAAGAGUACUACAGGAAGAUGCUUGAUCAAUUCCCUAGCCACCCAUUGUUCCUCAGGAAUUAUGCUCAUCUCUUGCAGUCCAAGGGAGACCUCCAUGGUGCGGAGGAAUACUAUCACAGGGCAAUACAGGUUGAGCCUGGAGAUGGUGAGAUCUUGAUGCAGUAUGCAAAACUGGUGUGGGAGCUCCACCGCGAUCAAGAUAGAGCAAUGGGUUGCUUCGAACGUGCUGCUCAGGCUGCUCCUCAAGACAGCAAUGUACUCGGCGCAUAUGCUGGCUUUCUCUGGGAAAUAGAUGAGGAAGAGGGAGAUGAAGAGAAAAUGGAGCAGAAAGAACAGGUUCCUGUGCCGCUUUCUGCUUUCUCUGCCAACGGUGGAGAACCUAGCAGCAAAGGAGGUUUGAUUGUGGAAGAUCAUUAUAGGCAGAUGGUUGAGGAGCACCCCAAUAAUGCUCUCGUCCUAAGAAACUAUGCUCAGUUUCUAUAUCAGACCAAAGGAGACAUGCAAGGGGCAGAGGAAUACUACUCGAGAGCAAUACUAGCCGAUCCUGGCGAUGGAGAGAUCAUGUCUCGGUAUGCAAAACUCGUCUGGGAACUCCAUCGGGACCAGCAAAAGGCGUCGUCAUACUUUGAGAGAGCAGUUCAAGCUGCUCCUUCAGAUAGCCAUGUUCUGGCAGCAUAUGCUAAUUUCCUCUGGGAGUCGGAAGAAGAUGAAUAAGUAACAGAGCCAGGUGGUCAGCUUCCCGAGUCUGCUCAACUGGAGGGUGCUAUCGUUGCUGCAGCUAACUGAAGAAUAUUGAGCUUACUGUGACAAGAAGAGGGGGCUCUCAAUUAGGAGUCCAGAGAAGAGAAACGCGGAGACCAAUCUACAUGCUAUCACUUGCUGCUAAUGUUAGAGCAGUCUUAAUAAAUGUUGUCAAUGUGCUUGUUUCAGCUGAAAAUAAGAAAAGCUUAUGCUUUAUCAUCUUCAUUGUGAAUGUGAAUGUUCAGCUUUCUUUCUUUUUUUUCUUUUUUUUUUUUCUCCUGUUCCCAUGUCCAGUUCUCCCGAGCUUGAUGAGAUUAGCACAAGGCAGCCAAACCCAGAGUCAUUACGUGUUGAAUCGAAUAGCAGUAGAGUUCAACCCACCGAGUAUUUUGACGCAAUCAACAUUCCCAAAGAAACGACCAACUCCGAUUCUUACUGCUUUCUACUGCAGGAAAUGAUGCCUGAACUUGAAUAGCCCCACAUAAAAUGCUUGCUGAAUAAGAAGAGGCGGAAGAACCAAUGUAUGGGUGUGAGCAAUCUAUCUGCAAGGAGUUGUUCAUUAAAGUUUAAGGCAAGACAGAUGUACUAAAAUCUGAAUUGGAUUGCCUAUUGGAUCUGAAGUAUCAGUUCAGAACAAACAAACGAAGUAAACAUCAUGGAACCUCACUUUCCUAAACAAGUAUGCUGCUGCAAUCUGAAUGAAGAUAUGAAUUGAGUAAAAACAUACUAUGAAUAUAUCGCUAUUGGAACGAAAGGUGAUUGCAUUAAUGUUUGCUGCUCAGGGCUUGGCCCCAAAAAAUGGUCUCCUCCCCAUGGCUGCUGCUCCUCAGCUCCAGGGACUAAGCUGUAUAAUCUGAUGAUGAUUCAUUUUGUGCUCUGUCUUGGCGCUGAAUUGGCCUGUAAUAUCCGUUUCCUCUCGUUGGUCUGUUGUAGUAAUCUCCACCGUAGCUGCCGCCUCCCCUACCAAAACCUCGCGAACCAAAACGGCCACGAGGGGCAUCUGCUUGGUAGCUUCCACGGCCUCUGCCUCCUG